This is a messenger RNA of Eremothecium gossypii ATCC 10895, 1635 nucleotides long. RefSeq names its product triglyceride lipase ATG15 (gene ATG15). The transcript has a single exon. Gene Ontology annotation, molecular function: glycerophospholipase activity. The record is from RefSeq and is marked provisional. The coding region runs from base 1 to 1635 and encodes 544 amino acids. Lineage: Eukaryota; Fungi; Ascomycota; Saccharomycetes; Saccharomycetales; Saccharomycetaceae. Gene Ontology annotation, biological process: piecemeal microautophagy of the nucleus; multivesicular body membrane disassembly; macroautophagy.
AUGGUAGCCGAUUUCGAUAGUGGCUGGUACGAGGGUGCUGGCGAUGAACUCGGCCAAGGCGCACGGAAUGGUGUGCUGCGGGAGCGGCUGGGAGGAAACGAGAAAGCGCAGGUUGUUCGCAGCCGAAGGAAAGCUGUCGCAUGGAACGUUCUGAUGGUGCUGGGGCUCAUACUGUACGUGCUGUACUCUGCAUGCUUCGCGCAGGCGCGACAAUGGUGGCGGACCAACGGCAUGGCGCGCGGGAGCCAGGCGGGGCGGUUCCAGCUGGUUCAGGUGCAUCACCAUGGGGUUGGCGCAGAACACGCGACGCACCUGGUGCUGGACGUGGAUGCGGAGUUCCGCAAGGAGGCGGCGGCCGAGUACAGCGUGUUCGCGCUGCACGGGGAGGGGCAGGAGCUGUGGCCGGAGGCCGGGCGGCGGCGCGCGGCCAACCCGUUCGAGUAUGCGUACGCGCUGCGCGAAGAACGCGCGACGGUGGUGCGCGCGCAGCAGCAAGUGCCCGAGUUCAUGGAGCCGUACCUGGAUUUUGCGCUAGAGCGGCCGGACCUGGCAGAGCAGAUAAAGAUGGACUGGGGGUACGAGAACAUGUUUGUACCGAACAUCACGGACAAGGAGACAGUGAUCUCGCUGGCGCUGAUGUCGUCGAACGCAUACGUGCGGUUGCCGAACACCGGCAAUUGGCGCAAUGUGACCAGCUGGAACAGCUCGGUGGAGGGCGACCAGAUACACCUGGGCUGGGACGAGAACGGGCUGCGAGCGCACGUCUUCGCGAACGAGGACCGCUCCGUGGUGGUCCUGGCGCUCAAGGGCACCAGCAGUCAGGUGCUGCCGGGGUCCGGGGAUGACGACGAGACCAGCGCCAAUGACAAGCUCAACGACAAUCUGCUCUUCUCGUGCUGCUGCGCGCGCGUCAGCUACCUGUGGACCACGGUCUGCGACUGCUACAUCAAGUCAUACACAUGCGAGGAGUCGUGCCUCGAGUCGGAGCUGCGUCGCAAGGACCGCUACUAUCAGGCGGGCCUCGACAUGUACAAGCAAGUGCUGGCCGAGUUCCCCGACGCGUCUAUUUGGCUGACGGGCCACUCGCUCGGCGGGGCCCUUGCCAGCCUGGUCGCGCGUACCUACGGCGUCCCCGCCGUGACAUUUGAGGCGCCCGGCGAGCUCCUCGCCACGCAGCGCCUUCACCUGCCGCAGCCCCCCGGCCUGCCCAACCAGCUGGACACGGUCUGGCACUUCGGCCACACGGCCGACCCGAUCUUUAUGGGCACAUGCAACGGGGCCAGCUCCGCCUGCUCCAUCGCGGGCUACGCCAUGGAGACGAGCUGCCACUCGGGCAAGAGCUGCGUGUACGACGUCGUUAACGACCGUGGCUGGCGCGUGAACUUGCUGCACCACCGCAUACACACCGUAAUAGACAAGAUCCUCGACGACUACGACGCCGUGGCGGCAUGCGUUCCGCCAGACAUAUGUCACGAUUGCUAUAACUGGAACUACGUGCGUUGGCGCGACGGCACCACAUCCCCCAUGCCGUCCAGCGUCGCCAGCAAACCCACCCCGACCCCCACCAGCCCGGGGAGCCCAUCCUCGACGUGUAAAGGGCGGAACUGGUUUGGCUACUGUACCGAGUAUGCGUGA